Molecule: messenger RNA, 1076 nt
Organism: Paramecium octaurelia
Lineage: Eukaryota; Ciliophora; Oligohymenophorea; Peniculida; Parameciidae
Source: the annotation of a GenBank genome assembly
AUGAAUAAUUUUUCUUAUUUAUAUGUAAUAGGAGGCACACUAGUUGGAGUUACGUGUCUCUAUCUUCUGAAACAAUACAUCAAUGGAGGAGUCUGCAAAGUCAGGAAAGAUAUGACUGGGAAGGUAAUUUUGAUAACAGGUAUGACAUUCAUUCCUAUGUUAGGUGGCAAUGCUGGAAUUGGAGCAGAAGCUGCCAUAAAGUUAGGAGAGAUGGGUGCUGAUAUAAUAAUAGGUUGCCGAGAUCUUUUUAAGGCUUAGCAAAUCCUAGAUCAAAUAAGGUCCGAAUAAAGAGGGAAUUAGAGACUUGUUAUGUUGAAGCUUGAUCUCACUGAUCUUAGAGACAUCGAUUCUUUUGUUUAAUAAUUCAAAGCACUAAAUAUCUAGCAUAUCGAUGUUUUAAUAAACAACGCAGGAAUUAUGGCUCCAAAGGAAUACAAGAUUAGUAAACAAGGAUUCGAAAUUCAAUUUGGAACUAAUCAUAUUGGUCACUUUUACUUAAGUCAAAAAUUAGUAUUUGCUCAUAUUAAUUUAGCUACCUUUUUUAAAAAAUUCCUAAAAUCCGAGACUAGUGAAUGUUUCAUCGAUGGCUCAUAGAUCUAGCGAUGGUUUUGAUCUAAAUGAUUUAGAUUGUAACCGAUUUGCAAAUUCACCUUUAUGGUCCACAAGAUACACAAUGAAGGCAUACAGCUAUUCAAAAUUAUGUAAUAUCUUACACGCCAUGGAAUUUACUAAAAAAUAUGGAAUUCCUGCAUAGUAUCAAUCCGAAAUAACAUAGUUCACUUCACCCUGGAGUGGUCAGAACAGAAUUAUUCAAUGAACUCUAUGGAGGUUGGAGAAGAAUUGUUUAUUUUUUGAUUUACCCAUUUUGGUGGUACCUAACCAAAUCCCCAGAAUAAGGAGCCUAGACCACUUUGUACCUAUCAUUGGAAGACAAAGAAAAUUUGUAAGCUGGAGGCUAUUAUAAAGAUUGCUCUUUAUCAACUCCUUUGUUUGCUAAUGAACAAUUAGCAGCACAGUUAUGGGAUAAGACUAUACAAGUAUUAAAGGAGAAGCAAUUUGAUCUAUCAUAAUAGUGA